Molecule: messenger RNA, 6271 nt
Organism: Mytilus californianus (California mussel)
Lineage: Eukaryota; Metazoa; Mollusca; Bivalvia; Mytilida; Mytilidae
Product: chitin synthase chs-2-like
Exons: 16
Coding region: 1-4986 (1661 amino acids)
Cellular component (GO): cell septum; cell periphery
Molecular function (GO): chitin synthase activity
Source: RefSeq, a predicted model, not a curated record
AUGGAUUUGACUGUGUCGUCUGAAGCCUGCACUCCAGUACGUUUGAGGAAAAUUUAUGCUGGUCUUGAAACUGCUCCAGACAAAGAUAUUGAUGGUACAUUAAUCAAUAGACAUAUAACACUACCAGAAAUGCAGGAAGAUCGUUAUACUAGCACACAAACACUUAUAACGAAAGACAAGAAAGAGACCAUGCCAAAUGGUGUGAUAAACCCAGCGUUUGACGGUACCAUGGAUACGGUAAACAUCGACGGAAAUACCUCUUGGAGCGACACCAGCAGUGACAACAUGAAAGACGGAGGAGGAUCAAGGGCAUCAACUCUUACUAGAAAUAUUGAAGCUGCAGCCAUUGAGGAAGAGCAGCAAUCUCAACAUAAAGAUCCAGUUAUAGACAGACCCGGGGUCAAAGUUCCAUCCAAUAAUUCAAAGUGGGAUGUUUUUCGGAUUACACCUAGAGACGAAGACUCAGGCAUAGAUGAUGAUUACAUCAGUAUCUUUAGAAAAAUUGUCAAAGUAUUCACAAGCAUAUUUCUUUCCAUUUUCAUCAUACUCAUGACAAUGCUCAGCAAAAGUACACUAUUACUUAUAACUUCUAACGUUUAUAAAAAUGUGACUUUAGAUUGUGAAACUACUCGAUCAAAUGACGGCGUUGAAACUGUGACAAAAUGUCGACGAGUUCCGCCUGACCUACCGCAAAAAGAAAAAUAUCAACUUUCACAAAAUGUUGAAGUACGGUGGUUGUGGGCUUUGUUUAUUGUCAUAACGACACCAUAUCUGUUUACAUUUUGUAAAACUUUAUGGAGGAUAUGUUUCAAGAAGACACGACAGCCAACUCUUGCAGUUCUAGCAAUAGUUCUAGUGGUUGAAACUUUACAUUCUAUUGGGAUCUGCAUUUUUGCGUUUUAUGUGCUACCAACGAUUGAUUCAAUACGGGGUCUGUUUCUAUGCUUCGGUGUGGCCGUCGUUCCAUCGUUACUGAAACUAUUUGAUUGUCAGGACUGCCCACAUAUGGUGUAUCCAUUAUAUGUUGCUAACGUUCAAGGAACAAAUUAUUACAACGAUCCAUUUUGGACCGCCAUUUUACAGAUUUUUGCUUGCCUUUUGUGUUACACUCUUUCAAAAACCGCGUGUAAAAUAAUGCUGCAAGUUGCUAGCUUUUCGUUACCGUUAAUGCUGGUUGCGCCAAUAAUGGCAGGUGUUUUCAUGAGUGAUUGUGAAUCUUGGAAAUCCGGGGGUCAAACGAAUUCCAUAAUGCCAGAAUAUUUACAGUGGACAUGCGAUCUACAUGGAAUUUCAUAUGAUUUCCUGGAGAAGUUGAUUUCAGUUUAUUUUCUUCCGGUAGUUAUCGGAUGGUGGUUGUCCUUUAUGUGGGUGACAUUUCACAUCUGGAUUCCAAGAGUUGAAAGGCUUGUACAGACCGAGAGGCUGUUCGUACAACCUCUGUAUUGUGGGGUAUUCUUGGAGCAGUCAUUGAUGUUAAAUAGGAGACGAGAUGACAGGGAUAGAGAUUUUAGAGGAUCUGGCAAGACAAAAUUGAAGUUUAUGCCGGACAGUCCCUUGGCUAAAACAGAGGCUGGAUAUUUUGACUAUAACAGACCGUCUGUAAGGAAAAAUCCAACACCAAGGAUAUAUGUAUGUGCAACUAUGUGGCACGAGACUGAGAGGGAAAUGAAACAGAUUUUACAGUCUUUAUUCAGACUGGACAAUGAUCAAUGUGCAAGAAAGAAUGCCCAGAAAUUUUUCGAUGUCGUAGAUCCUGAUUAUUACGAAUUCGAAGCACAUAUUUUCUUUGAUGACGCUUUUGAGCCACAUGACGAUGAUGAGUACGAAUACCAUGUUAAUAGCUUUGUAAAACAAUUCAUGCGUGUACUGGAUGAUGCAGCAAGCAAAGUGCACAAUGUAAACAUAAAGCUUCCGCCUCCUACAAAAUACCCGACACCUUAUGGCGGCAGAUUGGAAUGGACUUUACCUGGAAAUAAUAAACUUAGUGCUCACCUCAAAGAUAAGGUGAAAGUACGACACAAAAAAAGAUGGAGCCAGGUCAUGUACAUGUACUAUCUACUUGGCUUCAAGCUCUUGUCAGAACCUCUCGAUUCAAAACGUAAACAGACACUUGCUGACAAUACCUAUAUACUCGCUUUAGAUGGAGAUGUAGAUUUCAAACCUUCAGCUGUUCAAUUACUGGUAGACAGAAUGAAGAAAAACGAAAAGGUGGGCGCGGCAUGUGGGCGUAUUCAUCCUAUUGGAACAGGACCAAUGAUAUGGUACCAGAAAUUUGAAUAUGCUGUUAGCCAUUGGCUACAAAAGGCAACCGAACACAUGAUUGGCUGUGUAUUGUGCAGUCCCGGAUGUUUCUCCCUGUUUAGAGCCUCAGCUUUAAUGGAUGACAAUGUCAUGAGGAAAUACACAUCUGUUUCUACAGAAGCAAGGCAUUAUGUUCAGUUUGAUCAAGGUGAAGAUCGUUGGUUGUGUACUUUGUUGUUACAACAAGGAUAUAGAGUGGAAUAUUCAGCCGCGGCUGAUGCUUUAACCUAUGCCCCGGAAGGAUUUGACGAAUUUUACAAUCAAAGACGAAGAUGGUCUCCAUCUACAAUGGCUAACAUACUGGAUCUUUUGGGCGAUUGGAAAAAUGUAAUGAGGCUGAAUGAAAACAUUUCCGGUCUAUAUAUAGCCUAUCAAAUGCUGCUAUUCCUGUCGUCAAUGGUUACACCUGGAACUAUUUUUCUAUUGGUUGUUGGUGCACUCAACUCAGCAUUCGGGAUAGAAUUGAUAACAUCACUGUGUCUAAACUUAGUUCCAUUGCUUUUGUUUCUAAUUUUUUGUUUCACAGUCCAAAGUAAAUGGCAGCUUCUUUUCGCUGGGAUACUGUCUCUGAUAUAUGCAUUAGUUAUGAUGGUUGUUGUUGUUGGCCUCGGUUUAGAGAUGAAACAUGAAGGAAUUUGUUCACCCACCACAAUUUUCAUGAUAUUUAUCGUAGGAAUAUUCAUCAUAUCUGCAAUAUUACAUCCACAAGAAUUUUACUGCUUGCUUCAUGGAGCACUGUACUUCUUACUGAUUCCAAGUAUGUCUAUGCUGUUGAUGAUUUACUCUAUAUGUAAUUUGCAUGUCGUAUCGUGGGGUACCAGGGAAAAUGCAAUAGCAGCUCAGCCGGAUAAACCAAAGACCAAAACGCAGGACAGUAAAAUUGCAUCGAUUUUAAGUAAAUUUGCAGAUAACAAAAAUGAGGAAACCAGCAGUUAUGCCUUUUCCUUUGGGAAUUUAUUCAAGUGUUUGUGUUGUCCAAAGGAACCAGUUAAUACAGCAGAGUCUAAAUUUGCAGAAAUACUUGCAACAUUAGAACAACUUGAGCAGAAAAUUGUUAAACAACAACAACCUAAUGAUGUCAACAAACCUGAAACAGAAAAUAACAUAGAUACCGAUGAGAUGAAACGGAAACCUAGUGAAAAGAAAGAGAUAGAAGCAGGUGUUAGAUACAAUCCAAUAUUUCAACAAAAAGCGCUUCCCCAUGAAGACGAUACGCCAUAUUGGAUUCACGAUGCUGAUAUCGGUCAUGGAAAAAUUCGUUACAUCAACAAAGAAGAGAAACACUUUUGGAAGGAGCUGAUUCGUCAGUAUUUAUAUCCUCUUCAAUCCGAUGCGCAGCAGCAGAAAAAAAUGCAAACAGAUUUGAUACAAUUAAGGAAUAAAGCUAGCCUGAUGUUCUUUAUGUUAAAUGCUUUAUUUAUCAUCAUCAUCUUUAGUUUGCAGUAUUCAAAUGCUAUCAGUGGUGCUGGCCUCACCAUUCCUCUUCCUUGUAAAGAUACUGCUGGAAAAUAUUUGAAACUUGAACCUAUUUCUAUGUUUUUCAUGGCUGUGUUUGGGAUUGCGCUUCUGAUUCAGUUUAUAUCGAUGAUAUUUCACCGUCUCGGUACAUUUUUGCAUAUAAUGGCGUCGACGGAAGUCAACUGUAUGAGGCCGAAUCAGAACGAGGUUACAUCAAUGGACAUAACAAGCAAAGUGCAACUCGUUAAGGAAAUGCAAAGGUUUGAGGAUGACGAAGAUGCCCGUUCGAUUUCAACGAUAGGUAGCGAUGGUGAAGAAGAUAGCAGUGUGACAAUGGACGAUUCACCGAAAGUGAGACGAAGGAAAACCCUUAGAAAAAUUUUGAAGAACAAACGCCGGGACACGCCUCACACUGGAAAUCUAGGUGGAAAAUUUUUGAAAAAUUUCCUUGAUUUAGCCAAAGAUCUGGAAAAGGAAGGCAGUCAGAAAGACGCUUCCGUAAAGGAAGGUAAAGGUCGCAAAGGUAGCAGAGGAAGCGGGAAGCGAAGUAAAAAAGCACUGAAAGCGAUUGAACUAUUGGAACAUAGUAAAGAAAAUAAAGAAAGUAUUCUAACAAAGGCGGAAGCCAUUAAAGACAAAUGGCAAAGACUUGCUAAAUCAACUCGACCAGAAAGUUCUGGUUCAGGAGACAAAUGGGGAUCUCUUCUCAGAUCCGUUAUUGGUCAAUCGCGAACGAGUCUCAAUACGAUAUCGGAAGAUGAUAAACGGAGUUCAUGGUUCCAAAGUAUAGGGAAAAAAAUGAGAAGGACAAAUAGCGAAUUUUCGUUACCUGACAUUGGGUCUUGGUCGAAUAGAAAUAGCUAUGCUGAACCAAUCUUAAAUAUAAUCAGUGACGAAUUAGAACCGGGUGAUAUGGAAAUAGGUGCUACGUCAAAAAAUAUCCCAGCAUCCAAAUCUGCCGGAAAUUGUAAAAAUGAAACAAGGGCCAUAAUUGAACGUAUAACCGAGCAGAAAAAUGAAAACAUAUACGAUACGGCAGAUUUUAUCCCAUCUGAAGUGAAUAGUGACAGUGAAUCAGACUCAGACAUUUCUGUAAUGAAGAGUGAUUCAACUUCUAAAUCAGACUCUUCACAACCCCAAAAGUCAAUACAAUUACAAGAUAUUGAACUUAAGUCUUCUGAAAACAAUGAUAUUGGUAAACUUCAAAAAGGUGAUACACAAUUAUAAUAUUAAGACUUGUAUAACAAUCUGAAUUUUUCUAUGCGUAGAAUCCAAUUUUGCAAUCGUAUGUACUUGACUAUUUCCGUUGUAAUCGUAUGUACUCGACUAUUUCCGUAAUAGAAAAUAUACGCCAUUCAUUUUUCGAAAACCUUGAAUGUUGUUCUAAUUAUCUGAUAUUUCGCCAAACCCUUGAUUAAUAUUUUUAUCAGAUUUCUUCCUUACAAAUUUAUUCUCUCAUUGUUUUAAAUUGAAAGUCUUCUUUUGAUUAAGAAAUAUAGUAUAAAGAACGGAACAAUACAUCUUUGUACACCAAUCUGGUUCCUAUAAUUUAACUCUAGUGUUGUUAUUGUUAAAGGAAACCAGGAAAAUUUAAAUUACAAUUAGGACAUAAGGGAAAGGUGUGCAUAAUAAAAAAAUGAUUUCUAAAUUAAGUUUGAUUCAUAGCCGGGUAUAGCCAUUUUAAAGGGUUUGAAGAUUUGUUUACGCAAUGUUUAUUGAUAGUCUUUCAUUGGUAGUUUAAAUGCAUGUAAUAAUGUUGUGUUGAUAAAAGGUAACACUAGUGUAUAUUAGGAUGUAAAAUUAAUUAUUCAAUGUUUAGGAUUAGUUAUUUUGAUAUAUCCAGCUGCACUGUGCUUUUAAUCAUGGCGAGCUAUUUCCAAAUUGAUUUACAUGCUUGUAACAUGGAAUCAGGACAACUCGGACCAAAGACAACUUUGACCAUUUUGCCAAAAAUAUCAUUUUGACGACUUUUGGGUAAAUUUAUCUCGACCAUAUAUUCAUAAAAUAAAUUAAACAACAAAUAUCUUGACAUGUCUAGCUAGAUCACUGCAUGAACAUAUAACAAGUUGAUCAAUUAGUCUCUGGAACAUUUAUGUAUCGCCUUCAUAAUUGGUAUGAGUUGGGUUUCAAACUGGUCCGAGUGGUCUUUUAGACCGGCCCAAAUUGUCUUCAACAUUGGUUCAAGUUGUCUUAAAGUUGGUCCGAGUAGUCUUAGUCCGACAUGUAUUAGGUCCGGGCUGUCAAGUAUUCAUGUAACAAAUAUAGUUUAUUUUUUUAUGCGUCCAAAUUUCACAUAAGAAUCAAAUUAAUUUUUUUUAUCCGUAUUGUACUUAAAAUAACAAAUUUCAAAAAUCAAUAUGACCCGCAGGCGGGUUAAAAAGAGGUGAAAAUUUGAACACUUAACAUCCAGUGAUGGUUUUUAUAGUAACUAUAUUCCAAAUAAGUUCUCUUUAUACGGACAUAAGUGUUGAAAGUUAUUGGCUGGUCCAAUGCAAUACGCAGCAGUUUCUUU